GUGGUGGUUGCUUCGAGUUUGCACGACGUUUUGGCGUUCGGUGCGCUUUUGAACUAUUUCGCGGUGAUUUUGACAAUCGACCAAUCUGCCCUUUAAAUAAGGUGAGCCGCUGCGAUCCCUCAUCACCACAGACCAAUCGACACCAAGCAAGUUUCCCUCCUUCUCCAUCCAAACUCUCAGCGAUCACCUGCUCCUUCCUGUGGUCAAGUAUUAUGGCCUGCACUCAGGAGGUUGUGUUCGACGUGAACCUGAUCGAGAACAGCAGGCUGGAGAACGGCCUCGCCGGCUGGGCGCCGGUCGGCUCGUGCACGACGCUGUCCGUGCACAAUGAGGUGCCGGCCAAGGUCCCCACCGAGACGAUCAACACCGUCGGGGACGACUACAGCCCGAGCGGCCGGUACAUCCUCGCGUCGGGCCGCGCCGACGAGACGAACGGGCUGUGCCAGGCGAUCACGGGCGCGCUCAAGCCCCGGGUCACGUACCGCGUCGCCGGGUGGAUCAGCCUCGGGGACGGCGCGGAGGGGGUGAGCCACGCGGUGCGCGUCAACCUUCGCGUCGACGACGAGUGCGUGGUCGACGGCGGCGCGGUCUGCGCCGAGGCCGGCAAGUGGACGGAGAUCAAGGGCGCGUUUCGGCUCAAGAAGAGCCCGUGCGGCGCGGCGGUGUACGUCCAGGGCGCGCCCGCCGGUGUCGAUGUGAAGGUGAUGGAUCUCCAGGUCUUUGCCACGGACCGCAAGGCGCGGUUCAGGAAACUCAGGAAGAAGACUGACAAGGUGCGCAAGCGGGACGUCGUUCUCAACUUCGGCGCGGCUGCGUCUGGCAUCUCCGGCGCGUCCAUCCGCGUGAUGCAGAUGGACAGCAACUUCCCGUUCGGCGCCUGCAUCAACACCAGCGUCAUCCAGAACCCGGCCUUCGUCGACUUCUUCACCAAGCACUUCGACUGGGCCGUCUUCGAGAACGAACUCAAGUGGUACCACACCGAGGCGCAGGAGGGGCAGCUCAACUACAACGACGCCGACGCGCUCCUCGACUUCUGUGACCGCUACGGCAAGCCCGUGCGCGGCCACUGCAUCUUCUGGGCCGUCGAGAACACCGUGCAGCAGUGGAUCAAGAACCUUGCCAACGACCAGCUCAUGUCGGCCGUGCAAGGACGCCUCCAGAGCCUCCUCACCCGUUACGCCGGCAGGUUCCCCCACUACGACGUCAACAACGAGAUGCUUCACGGCAGCUUCUACCAGGACCGCCUCGGCGACGACAUCAACGCCUUCAUGUUCCGCGAGACCGCGCAGCUGGACCCGGGCGCCACGCUCUUCGUCAACGACUACAACGUCGAGUGCGGCAACGACCCCAACGCGACGCCGGAGAAGUACAUCGAGCAGAUCAACGCGCUGCAGCAGAAGGGCGCGGCGGUAGGAGGCAUCGGCCUGCAGGGGCACGUCACCAACCCGGUGGGAGAGAUCAUCUGCGAUUCGCUCGACCAGCUCGCCACUACCGACCUGCCCAUCUGGCUCACCGAGCUCGACGUGUGCGAGUCCGACGUCGACCUCCGAGCCGACGACCUCGAGGUGGUGCUCCGGGAGGCGUACGCGCACCCGGCCGUCGAGGGCGUCAUAUUCUGGGGGUUCAUGCAGGGCCAAAUGUGGCGCCAGGAUGCGUGCCUCGUCAACUCCGACGGUACCGUCAACGACGCCGGCGAAAGAUUUGUUGAUCUCCGGAGGGAGUGGACGUCGCACGCGCGCGGGCACAUCGACAGCGACGGACACUUCAAGUUCAGGGGAUACCACGGCACGUACGUCGUGCAGCUCACGACGGGGACGGGGAAGGUGCACAAGACGUUCAGCGUGGAGAAAGGGGACGACACCCCUCUCGUGCUGGACAUGAACCUCUGACGGCCUCCGCUAUUAUUUCCUAGUUAUACAGCCUUCAAAAAUAUCCUGGUUAUACUGAUACAUACAUACUACAUACGGGGUAUAUAGAUUGAUCUGAUCGAACGGAGGGCAAAGGAAUUGCACCACAAACAGAAAGCACUCCGUAAUUUUACAUUUUUAUGGCUGGGUAUUGUAAGAGAAACUUAAGGUAUUGUACUCCUUAAGAAUUACUGGUGAUGAAUAAAGUAAACGAGCUACUCCUCGUUUUAUA
Messenger RNA from Phragmites australis (common reed), 2139 nucleotides. RefSeq names its product endo-1,4-beta-xylanase 1-like. Gene Ontology annotation, molecular function: hydrolase activity, hydrolyzing O-glycosyl compounds. The transcript has 4 exons. Gene Ontology annotation, biological process: carbohydrate metabolic process. The record is from RefSeq and is a predicted model, not a curated record. The coding region runs from base 213 to 1889 and encodes 558 amino acids. Lineage: Eukaryota; Viridiplantae; Streptophyta; Magnoliopsida; Poales; Poaceae.